AUGCAUCUUCUUUUCAAGGGAGUCCAUUUUUUAAGAACUCCACAGUUAACCGUGCUUAGUGGGGAGCAAUCUUAUAGGAUGAGUGGCCUUCUAGGAAUCAUCACUACACCUGAAGAACUUAUUGAAUUCCUGGAGAUUGAUGGAGAGAGUACCGAUGAUAAAAGGAAGCGGAUAUUGUCUGAUAAACCUGUAGUGGCUAUUGCUUCUGGCGCUACUAUCGUUCUGGGGGCAUCUUCCUUUAGUAAAGCUGUUCCAGUGACAUCCGUGGUAAAGGUGGUUAUGUCAAAUGUUCCAGCAUCUUUGAAGCUUUUUUUUACGCAUACGCACAAAGCAACUGCAUUUGCACUGAGCAAGUUUCUUGGUCCGUCAAAAAUUGUGGCUCCGAGCUUUGCAAGUUUUGGAGCUAAAGCAUCCACCGCAUUCAAAGCAGCUGCUUCCGCAGAGAAAAUUCGUGCUGUUACUCAUAGUGUUUUAGCUUCUGCUCAAAAGACCAGCUUUUCAGCCACAAGAGCUGCGUUUUAUGAGAUAAUGAGGAAACGGCGGAUUCAGCCGAUUGGGAGCAUGCCAUGGGCUACCUUUGGCUUCAGCAUUGUGAGUUGUGCUGGGUUGCUUCUGUAUGGGGAUGGAAUUGAAUGUGUUGCUGAAUCUCUUCCUGCAGCCCAUUCAAUUGCUAGCUUGGGUCGAGGUAUCCAAAAUAUGCAGCAGGCAUCCCAAUCCAUGGGACACUCAUGUGGACAGAAGAUUGAAAAAGCUAUAGAGUCACUGAUGCACCACUUUCAUAUAGUGAAGAUACAAUAGAGUGAGAAUUAUUGCCUACUUUUUUUUAUAUUAUUAUAGUCGUCAAUGAUGGUGAUUCCUUCAUUAAAUUAUUUUGGAAUUUUAGUGUAUAUUAUUUUGGGAUUCCUUCAUUAAAUGAAUAAGAUGAAGGCUGCUGUCUAUAAAACCAUGAAACUGAUGAAGAAAAUGAGGAAGUGGCCGUUUCUCC
Molecule: messenger RNA, 985 nt
Organism: Amaranthus tricolor (Joseph's coat)
Lineage: Eukaryota; Viridiplantae; Streptophyta; Magnoliopsida; Caryophyllales; Amaranthaceae
Exons: 2
Coding region: 1-798 (265 amino acids)
Source: RefSeq, a predicted model, not a curated record